AUUUCUCUGCACUAUAACAUCCCAACUCCGACUGAUGUCACAACUUUCAGCGUCGAGGUUAAACCAGAGGCCGACUGCAAAAGCACAACACACAAACUCACUCUGACGCUAACGUCCCUAUAUAAUGGAAAAGAGAGCACUACAAACAUGGUGAUCCUGGAUAUCAAAAUGCUCUCUGGAUUUAUCCCAGACUCAGAGUCUAUAAAGAGCCUCAAAGUUGCCUCGAUGGUGGAUCGAGUUGAACAGAAGGACGAUCACGUUAUGGUGUACAUUCAGGAGUUGACGAAGGACAUUCCCAUCAACCACAGCUUAGCGCUCAUACAGGAGCUCCCGGUGCAGAACCUGAAGCCGGCCAUUGUUAAAAUCUACGACUACUACCAGCCAAGUGAUCAGGAUGAGACAGAAUACAACUACCCGUGUGCUGCAGCUUGAAGAAUGAAGUGUGGUCUCCGCUCAGACCCGUGGGCCUCAAUGAUUCAACCAUAACGGG
This is a messenger RNA of Plectropomus leopardus (leopard coralgrouper), 490 nucleotides long. NCBI's taxonomy places the organism in Eukaryota, Metazoa, Chordata, Actinopteri, Perciformes, Serranidae. The record is from RefSeq and is a predicted model, not a curated record.